AUGCUGGAAGCUUGCGAGAGCUGCGGCUACCAGAGGGAGGGCCUCCCCGGUGAGCUCCAAGAGGAGAGCGUCCAAAAGCAGGUUCCCGGGGACCCUGAAGCAAAGACUUGCGCGGUUUGGAACGACCUCCGGGUUGCGGCCGAAGUUGAAGUACGGAGCGAAUGGCGGGUCAUCUACCCGGAGGCAAGAAUGGACUUCGAAAUCGACUCCCUGGAUGCCCACCCUCAGCUGUCGGUCAGGCUGCGGGACGACCGGAAUGUUUGGGGCACGUGCGCCGUAGCACAAGGUGCCGCUUUGCAGCUCUCAAGCAGCUUCGGGGCCUUCGGGCGCGAGGCUCUCAAGCAUGCCCAAGAGGAAGAGGCCGGAGCUGAGGAGGAGGGCCGCGCGCGCACGCGGCGGCAGGCAGAGAUCAACCAGGAGAAGAACGCCGAGGUGACCCAAGCCGUCCUUCGGAGGCAGAAGCGCGCCAUGACCUGCAUGAUUCUUUGCAUGCUGAGUUUGCUCACAGGCAUGGUCUCCUGCGCAGUGGCCUCCUUCAACCUCGAGGCCGAGCUGCAAGGUGUUCUUCUGGCGGCGGCGCUGGUGGUUCUCUUCGGCUGCGGGGCCUGCGGAAUCAUUGGCCUGGGUGGGGCUGCAGGUGGCUUGGACUUGUCCAAGGGACAAGUUCAGGAUUCUGUCCGAGCCAAUCCCGAGCUGCAGCAGUUCCAGCUGCUGGCAAGAGAUGAGGGCUGGACAACUCAGCUGGGCCUGAGCUGCUUCUGUUUGUGUCCCUUCGUCUCCUUCAGUUGCGCCGUGGCAAUGAGUGUGGCCAUCGGCCUCAGCGGCUACGGUCGGCUCUUGGCCGUUCUUUGUGGUCCGGUGGCCUUGAUGAUGUGCUGUGGCGGCGUGUAUGGUUGGAGAAGUGAGGAUGGAGGUUGGAAGAAAAAAGCUGACAGUGCGUUUGCUGGUGCCUUCUUUUUCCCCUUUCUUUGGCCCUAUUUUCUCCUUCAAAACUGUGGCUUUAUGGAUUCCUUCGCGUCUUUGCUGCUGAAGCCGCCAAAAGGGUCCCUUGACGCAGCCGUCCACACCACCCACGAGCACACGAUUGUCUUUGAGGGAAAUGUCCUCCCAAAGCGAGAGACCGUGUGCUCGUGGCCUGGGAAAUAUGCCACGGCCUGGGACGAGUUGGUGGCCGGCAGUCGGCAAGACGACAUCAGUGCGGCGGUGGUGUUUCUGCCACAAGGGUCGAAACACUUCGGACUUCAUGACCCAAUUCCUCCCAGACAGGACUUGUGUGACUUGCAUGGCGAGUGCUGGUGCACCCCGCUUUAUGGCGAAGCCAAGCCGUGGGGCUGCAGAUGGUGGUCCAAAUGGAUUGCCAACGUUGAGCAGGCAGUAUCAGACAAAUGCACCCUUGUGGUAUACUACGUUAACGGCAUGAGAGGCAAGGGUAAAGUCAGAGACUUCACCAACGCAGGGAAGGAGCACGCGCGCCGCGAAGCGAUUUUCCGGUGUAAGGAUGCCUUCCUCCAAUCUGACAGCUUCCAAAAUGCCCUCCUGGCUGGCCUCAGGCACCUAUCGAACAAGCAAGGCCCAGACUCCUCCUCGCCCUACUCUCGGGAGGUGCAUCGCCUGUUCCUAGCAACGCUUUCGGAGGAGGAUCGCGUGUUCUUGGAGGCGUCCGAAGGCCUCGGGAAUUCGCAGAAGGCGGAAGUUGCGUGGCUGGAGCGAAACGGCUACCCAUACAUUGAAAAAGAAGUUUGGGAACUUGCAAGCUCACCGCCCAAGGCGAUAGGGCAAGCCGACCAGAUAUCCUAUUCUGUCGCUUCUGGAAAAGGGGUACCUGGUACUCUUCAUGUUUCACACGCCUGGCACGUAAAAGCCUGUAAACCCUAUAAACCCUGCCAAACCCUAUAA
This is a messenger RNA of Symbiodinium natans, 1896 nucleotides long. Lineage: Eukaryota; Dinophyceae; Suessiales; Symbiodiniaceae. The record is from the annotation of a GenBank genome assembly.